GACAACAACUCUCACUUUCCUACAAGGCUUCGCAAUUGUUUUUUGAAAAAUCGAUCGUGACCGUGCGCAUUUCUCCCUCCUUCCCCGCCGAGACGGGACCUUUUCAUUUGUUUACUCGUUGUUCUCACAGAAGUGCACCAUGUCCGGCGACGAAUUAGCAAUUCCUCCCCCUGUUCAGUGGGCGCAAAGAACACAUGUGGUCUUCGUCACACUAUGUGUGGAGGACUGCAAAAACCCUGACAUUCAAAUAGAAGCAGACAAAAUUGUAUUCAAGGGCACUGGUGGUACAGAAAAGAAGAAAUAUGAAAUCACUAUACCUCUCUUUAAAGAAAUUGACCCUGAGAAAUCAGUCAAGUUCAUUAGGGACCGUAACAUCGAACUAAUCCUCAAGAAGAAGGAGGAAGGCCCUUACUGGACAUAUCUUCUUAAAGAUAAAAAGAAGUACCACUGGCUAAAGGUUGACUUCAACAAAUGGAAAGAUGAGGAUGACAGUGAAGACGAAUUAAAUGUAGGCGGAGGCGGUGGAGAGGACUUAGAAGAGAUGAUGAGACAGAUGGGUGGUCUCGGAGGAAUGGGAGGAGGUGCCAAGCCUGACUUCAAUGACCUAGUUCCCUCAGAUGAAGAGGGGCCAGACUCUGACGAUGAGGAGUUACCGGACCUUGUGUAACUGAAGUGUCACCUAUAAUCAAAACACUAAUGCAAAGAAGGCUGACAAUUUUUCGCUUUAGAUGGACCAUCUGAAACGAUUGCUAUCUCUGAAAUGAAACCCUUGUACCACCAGCUGUUUCCUUGUGCUGGUAUAUCCCAAGCAAUAGUAGCCAAUAUUUCAACAUUUCUUACAUGCUGCUUUUUUAUUAUUAGCUUAUGAAUGAUUCAGUUCUUUUGUGUUUGAGUCUUUAAAAGUUUGGCUGCCAUUGCUCUUGUAUGGUGAUAUUAGCUAUGCAGGACAGGGAGGAAUGUGUACAUGGUAGCAAUAUAUGUUGUCACUUAUCAAAGGCCAUGGAACAUGUGUUGGUGUUAUGUCAUGUAUGUUUUAAAUGUUUUACUUUAGUACCCACCUCUGUGUUUGCUUUUUCCUUCCCUACCAUCCUAUUAAAUUUGUAUGUGGAUCAUUAUGUACAAAGUAUGUAUUUCUUACACUUUUGCAUAAACUUUGAUACUAGGCUCAGUUUUAUAAAUGUAAGCCAUAGUAGUCCCUUAAGAGUGGUGAUAGUUAAGUUCUUUACAUUUGAAACAAGUGAUCAAAACCCACCAAGUCUUAUAAUUGCGGAAUUGCAUUGUUGGCCCCCCCUUAAUCUGUGUCAUGUUACCUUUUGCAAAAUAUUUUAAUUUAUUCCCUCAUUGAGUUUUGUGCACUGCAAUUGUUUUCAUUCCUUACUGUAAGCAUUCUUGAUAUAAAACAUUAAAUACCCCAGCAUUGAUA
This is a messenger RNA of Thrips palmi, 1423 nucleotides long. RefSeq names its product prostaglandin E synthase 3 (gene p23). The coding region runs from base 140 to 667 and encodes 175 amino acids. Lineage: Eukaryota; Metazoa; Arthropoda; Insecta; Thysanoptera; Thripidae. Gene Ontology annotation, molecular function: Hsp90 protein binding; protein-folding chaperone binding. The transcript is spliced from 4 exons. The record is from RefSeq and is a predicted model, not a curated record. Gene Ontology annotation, biological process: chaperone-mediated protein complex assembly; protein folding. Gene Ontology annotation, cellular component: cytosol; nucleus.